This is a messenger RNA of Portunus trituberculatus (swimming crab), 645 nucleotides long. RefSeq names its product extensin-like. Lineage: Eukaryota; Metazoa; Arthropoda; Malacostraca; Decapoda; Portunidae. The transcript is spliced from 2 exons. Bases 1 to 645 code for a protein of 214 amino acids. The record is from RefSeq and is a predicted model, not a curated record.
AUGACGGGGGGUGAAGGGAUGAGUAUCGCACACACCACCACUCCUCUCCACACCCACCACACCUCCGCUCCAUCCACCCCACCAACACACCCAGGCCCCAUCACCUCACCCAUCCCUACACUCACACAAUCCCUCACCACACUCACCCUACCACUCUCCUUAUCCCAGCAACACACACCUAGCCCCUCACCCCACCCCAUCCAUAUUGCCGCUCUCCACAACCCACCAACAUUCAACCAACCGCUCUCCCCAACUCACCAAAACACAAUCAGACCCCUUCCAACACUCACACAGCCGCUCAACUCACCUCUCCCAACACUCACACAGCCGCUCUCCAAAACCUACCAACAGACACCCAGCCCCUCUCCAAAACUCACCAACACAUACCCAGCCCCUCUCCUCAGCCCCACAACAUUCACCCAGCCCCUUUCCUCACCCCACCAACAUUCACCCAGUCGCUCUUCCAAACUUAUCAACACUCUCCCAGCUCCUCUCCUCAACCCCACAACACUUACACAGCCGCUCUCCCAAGGGACCAACACUAACCCGGCUCCUCUCCCAAACCUAUAUCAAAAUUACCAACAUUCACCCAACCCCCUUCCCCAACCCCACUACACUCACCUAGCCACUCUCCCAACCCAUUAA